AGCUCGGGUGCCAUACUUGCCUCAAGCACAAGGUCCUACGUUCCAUCCCGGUACCAAAAACAAUGGAUGAGUGGCAGGGUCCUGGGGAGCCCCAGCAACACAGGUGCCUCUACUGCCCCCAUUUCCAUUGGGGCUCUGGGCUCUGGGCUUUGCUGCCCCAGGGCUGUUUAGUCCCAGUGGACAACCCCUCAAGGACAGCUUUGUGCUCAGUGCAGUUGGGCUGAGCUCUAUCUGGUGAAAGCAAGGAUACACGGCCAGGGUAAGACAGAAAACCUUUUGAGAAGGCCACCUCCCACCUGCCCAGGCCCCUGGUGGGGCACAGUUUUGUCCCCAAGGUCACCUCCAGAGGAGAUAGGGGCCUCCCUCCCCCAAACAUUCCACCCCAGCCAUAUAAGCCCAGGCCGGCCACCCAUUCCUGGCACACCCAUCAUGCAGGGGCUGCCUCUCACCCAGCCACCCCUAGUGCUGCUGGCCCUGGGGGCUGUGUUGGGGACCAAGACCCCUGGAGAAGAGCUGGCUGCUGGCACCAGGAGCCUCAUUUUCCCUGAAGACUGGGUCCAGCCGCUGGGUAGUCCACGAGACCCUGUGUGCCUGGUGACACUGAGCAGUGCUAGCAAUGGGAGUGGGAGCCCUCUGCAGGUGGUGGGGGGCCUGAGUAGCUACGAGCAGGCCUUCUUGGAGGCUGUGCAGGGCACCCGCUGGGGACCACAUGACCUGGCCACCUUCGGGGUCUGCAGCCCUGGCCAUACCCAGGCUGUCCUGCCUGCUCUGCAGCACCUAGGGGCCUGGCUGCAGGAGCCUGGAGGGCAGCGGCUGCUGAUCCUGCACCUGGCAGAAGUGACAUGGGACCCAACACCCUUGCUGAGGUUUCAGGAGCCCCCAUCUGGAGCAGUCAUCCCCCAGGAGCAGGCACUGCUGGUGCUGUACCCUGGGCCUGGCCCCGAAGUCACUGUCACUGGGGCUGGGCUGCCAGCUGCCCAGAGACUCUGCCCGACCCCGGAUACUCGCUAUCUGGCACUGGCUGUGGACCACCCGGAGGGGGCCUGGCACGGCCCAGGGCUUGCCCUGACCUUGCAGCCCCAUGGAGACGGUGCCACCCUGAGCACGGCCCAGCUGCAGACUCUCAUGUUUGGGACCGACCCCCGCUGCUUCACGCGGAUGACCCCUGCCCUACUCCUGCUGCCACGAUCUGGGCCUAGGCCUUUGCCUGCGCACGGCCAACUGGAUACGAUGCCCUUCCCACCGUCCAGGCGGUCCUUGGAGCCCUCCUUGGAGCCCGAGGAGCUGCCGCCCGGCACCGACCCCUUCCUGGAGACGCUCACGCGCCUGGUGCGCGCGCUGCGGGGUUCCCUGGCCCAGGCCUCUUCAGUGCGCCUGACCCUGGAUCCAGGCGCGCUGGCCAGCUUCCCGCAGGGCCUGACCUACCAGGCCAACAACUGCCAGGGUGCAUGCGGCUGGCCGCAGUCCGACCACAACCCGCACUACACCAACCACGUGGUGCUGCUGCUGAAGAUGCAGGCUCGCGGGGCAGUCCUGGCACGCCCACCCUGCUGUGUGCCCACGGCCUACACGGGCAAGCUCCUCAUCAGCCUGUCCGAGGGGCGCAUCAGCGCGCGCCACGUGCCCAACAUGGUGGCCACCGAGUGCGGCUGCCGGUGACCCUCGUCCCAUAUUUAUUCAGACCCAAGCAUCACCUCAAUAAAGACCAGGAGCACCCAGCUG
This is a messenger RNA of Fukomys damarensis (Damara mole-rat), 1722 nucleotides long. It is a transcript of the gene Amh, whose product is annotated as anti-Mullerian hormone. The transcript is spliced from 6 exons. Gene Ontology annotation, molecular function: growth factor activity. The coding region runs from base 430 to 1659 and encodes 409 amino acids. Gene Ontology annotation, biological process: gonad development; Mullerian duct regression. Lineage: Eukaryota; Metazoa; Chordata; Mammalia; Rodentia; Bathyergidae. The record is from RefSeq and is a predicted model, not a curated record.